AUGGCCGUGGCAUUACUGCACUGGCUUCUCCGGCCAUCAAUCUUUCUUCUCUUUUCAUUAAUCUUCAUGAUCACAUCGUUUAGAGUUGCGUUUUCGAAGCCGGAAUCCGACGCGUUGUUGAGGCUCAAGGAUUCCUUCACAAACGCACAUGGACUUAAAUCCUGGCGGCAAGACAACCCGCCGUGUAAUGGGCCAGGAGAGCAAUGGAAGGGCGUAGCUUGUUUUGAGGGCAGUGUCACGGGUAUUCAGAUUAAUAAUUUGGGAUUGGGAGGCAAGAUUGAUAUUGAUGCCUUGGUUGAGCUUCCUGAUCUUCGUACUAUUAGUCUUGUUAACAAUUCCUUCUCUGGUGAGUUACCGGCAUUUGAUCGUUUAAGUAAUUUGCGGGCGAUUUACUUGUCGAUGAACCAGUUUUCGGGUGAGAUAUCAAGGGAUUAUUUUGAUAAAAUGGAUGGAUUGAGAAAAGUUUGGCUUUCAGAUAAUAACUUUACAGGCCAUAUUCCUGGAUCGUUGUUUCAAUUGUCUCAUAUUGCUGAGUUACAUCUUGAGAACAAUCAAUUUGAUGGGACUAUUCCAUCAUUUGAGCUACCAUCUUUGACGCAGCUUGAUCUAUCGAAUAAUAAAUUGAAAGGGGAGGUUCCGCAUAGUUUGGCAAGAUUCAAUGCGAGUUCUUUUUCAGGAAAUGCAGGACUUUGUGGGAAAAAAUUGGGAGUGGAUUGUAAAAAGAAAUCUAGUAAUGAGAAGACAUCGCCGCCGCCACCGGAGACAGAGAAUUCGAAGCCAAUCGUGUCGGCAAUGAAGAGUAGUCCUGAGCCUCCUGAUGGAAAGGAAGACAAGAAAAAGAUUGUUGCUGCAGCAAUUACAUUAAGUGUGAUGUUUAUUUCAAUUGCAGUUGUGUUUAUACUGAAAUGGAGGAGGAAAGAAAAGGAAUUUGAUGUGCUUGAAAAGGACACUGGGAGUGUUCAGGCAGUUGAGGUCCAGGUUUCUGUGUCAACUAGAAAGGACUUAGAACUGAGCAGAAAGCCAGGAUCAAGUCGAAAAGCGGGUGGUCACUCGAGGAGCAACAGUCAUGGUGGUCAAGUGAAGACUGGCGGCGUAGGGGAGCUAGUGAUGGUGAAUGAUGAAAAGGGUGUAUUUGGUUUGCCUGAUUUGAUGAAGGCAGCUGCAGAAGUGCUCGGAAAUGGAGGAUUGGGGUCGUCUUACAAGGCGCUGAUCGCUAAUGGGGUUAGUGUGGUAGUGAAGAGGAUGAGAGAAAUGAAUGCCAUGGGAAAAGAAGGAUUUGAAGCAGAGAUUAAAAAGCUUGGAAUGUUAAAACACUAUAAUGUCUUGACACCUUUGGCUUACCUUUACAGGAAAGACGAGAAACUUUUGGUGUAUGAAUUCAUUCCAAAAGGCAAUUUGCUUUAUCUGUUGCAUGGUGAUCGUGGACCGUCACAUGAUGAACUCAACUGGCCUGCUCGAUUAAAUAUCGUGCAAGGAAUUGCAAGAGGGAUGGGCUAUAUACAUGCUCAACUAUCUUCUCUCGACUUGCCUCAUGGAAAUCUCAAAUCAAGCAACAUCCUUCUAGGCCCUAACAAUGAACCAUUGGUUUCAGAAUAUGGAUUCAGCCCCUUGAUUAAUACUGCAAAUCUUGGACAAGCGAUGUUCGCAUACAAGGCCCCGGAAGUUGUGUCAGCAGGGAAAGUGUCACCAAAAUGUGAUGUAUACUGUCUAGGAGUUGUCAUUCUUGAGAUCCUGACAGGGAAAUUCCCAUCUCAGUAUCUCAGCAAUGGUAAAGGAGGGACAGAUGUGGUACAAUGGGCGGCGUCCGCGACGUCUGAAGGGAGGUUAACAGAAUUGCUUGAUCCAGAGAUUGCAAGUUCAACUAAUUCACUUAAUGAAAUGGAACAACUUCUCCACAUUGGCUCAGCUUGCACCGAAAGCGAUCCCGAGAAGCGCUUAGACAUGACAGAGGCAGUAAGAAGAAUACAGAAAAUAAAAUCAGAGGGAGGAGGCCAAAAGCAUGGAAAUCAACUGGAAAGAAAUGAAUCAGGCAGCUUUAAUAAUCACAUUAUGGGGCGUUAAAAUAGAGAUAAUUUUUUUUUCAUCGGCAUAUCCAAAACAAUUCUGAAGAAAUUCAUGGUGUUCAUGAAGGGAAGAGGGGGAUUUCGGUGCAAUGUUAGAAUUU
Pistacia vera is the source of this 2164-nucleotide messenger RNA. Its product is annotated as pollen receptor-like kinase 3. The transcript has 2 exons. Lineage: Eukaryota; Viridiplantae; Streptophyta; Magnoliopsida; Sapindales; Anacardiaceae. Gene Ontology annotation, molecular function: protein kinase activity; ATP binding; protein binding. Bases 1 to 2061 code for a protein of 686 amino acids. Gene Ontology annotation, biological process: protein phosphorylation. The record is from RefSeq and is a predicted model, not a curated record.